Tetrahymena thermophila SB210 is the source of this 819-nucleotide messenger RNA. Its product is annotated as DNA polymerase delta C4-type zinc-finger protein. The record is from RefSeq and is a predicted model, not a curated record. Gene Ontology annotation, molecular function: calmodulin binding. Lineage: Eukaryota; Ciliophora; Oligohymenophorea; Hymenostomatida; Tetrahymenidae. The transcript is spliced from 6 exons.
AUGAGUAGUACUUACGCAGAAUCAGAGUGUAUUUAUAAUAUACUCGGUAAAAAGAAAUAAAAAUAGCAAGAAGGUUUAUAUAGGUCUAAGUAUCCUCAUAACAUAGCUCCUACAGGAUCAACUUUUAUAAAUAAAAACACAACUAGACCUGGAGUUGCGAAUCUUGCAGGCGAAUAUAAAGUAUUUAAAGGAGGGCAUGAAUAUAAAUUUUAGACCUAAACAUUUGGUAAACCAAAAGGAGAAAGUAAAUUGGAUCCAAAGCAUUUUUAGAAAAGAGGAGAAACAUAAUAAGGCCCAAAUGAUGUAUUUAGAAUAAAAAAAGGAGGACCAUUUAAAGAUUCAGUUCCAAAAUUCGUUUAAGGUGAAGAUACAAACUAAGAUAAAGAAAAUGAAAAAAGAAAAAAUUUCGUUAUUUCAAAUGCAAUCGAUAUAGCUAUGAUGGAAGUACCAAUCAGAAAGAUUUAGCCAUUAAUUGAUUAAAAAUAAAAGGAUUAUGGAAAAGUUCCAAAAUAUCUUGAAACUGUAAAAAAUGAUAUUGAAAAAGAGUAUAGAGUAUAUUAAAAAAAUAUGAGAUUAUUAAGAGGAGAAGCAGAAUCCACAAAAUCAAACUAACCUAAUAAAGAAGACUUAAUAAAAAGAAGAGAAAAAUUAAAAAAUUAAUGGACAGAAGUAUAUAAUAAGUAUUCUAAAAUGGCACACAAAACUAAGUUUGAUACUCUAAUAGAAAAAGAGAAAAAAGCAGGAUAUGAAAAAGAACUAAAUCAGCUAGAAGUUGAAAUCAGAAAUUUAAAAUCAGCUAUCUAAAAGGCAGAAAAAUGA